UGUGUGGCUGUCUGCGCAAGCUACUCAGGACUGCGAAACCUGCCACUACCCAGCCAUUCUACCCAGCAUUACUGAUUCACUUUGGAGAUCCUGACAUACCAACAAACUGCUGCGCAUUCCUCAAACAGGUUCUCAACGAUCCUCCAUUACACCUGUAUAUAGGUAUGAUUGCUUCAUCAACUUUAUUCCACACCACCUCACCAAAUGAAAGACAAAUUCUACUUUCUUCUCAACGGCCAUCUUUCACUCCGCCACCCCUUACAAACAAACACAAUUGUGAAGUGUUUUCAAUAAUAAACAUCACUCACAAAAGGAACAGUUAGCUAGCUACCCGUCAUGCACACCCGGCAUGAAAAUACAUUGGAACACCUCGCUCAGACCCUAACGCGGGAGGCACAAGGGAACAGCUUUUAUGCAAAGUUGCCGUGACUGACAGCCAGCUUUUUCGGCUUCCUCGCUGCUGAUUGGUUUAGGCAGAUACGUCACAAGCUUAGCGCCCUCGCACGUUCGGGUAGCGCGGAAGGCAGCGCGGUGAUCGCGCAUUUCGUGUUUGGAGUGCCACGAGACACAGGAGAGAGAGACAAACCAGACGAUUGUGAAGCGGAAAAAAAAAGAAAAAAAAUAUUCUGUGCUUUUACCUCGUUGUCGGAGUACCAUGUUGAAGAGGUGACGUUUAUACUGAUAUUAUGGUUGUGGACUAGAGCCGGUUAGAUGAGCUGCACGCGCUGAUCACUUGGUUGUGUCGAGGCUUGAAUGAGAGAGAGAAAUGGCGGCGUUGACUGGCGGCGGACCAAGCGCUCGCUUUGUUGCGCUAACGGUGUGUGUUGCUGUGCUGGGACCUGCACUGUUCACCACCAAGGGAGGUUCUUCUUUCUACGCCGACGCCAACACGCAGAGUGUCCGGAGCAGUAUCAAUCCCAAUCAACACCAUGGUAUGUGUGAACCUAUCACCAUUCCUUUGUGUAAAGACAUUCAGUACAACGAAACUAUCAUGCCGAACUUGCUGAACCACCAAAAGCAGGACGACGCAGGCUUGGAGGUACACCAGUUUUUUCCCUUGGUUAAAGUACAGUGCAGCCCACAUCUGCGUUUCUUUUUGUGUACAAUGUACGUGCCAGUUUGUACUGUUUUGGAGGAGGCCAUUCCACCCUGUCGUUCGCUGUGCAACCAGGCUCGCGAAGGUUGCGAGUCGUUGAUGAACAAGUUUGGUUUCCAGUGGCCGGAGAGUUUACGUUGCGAGCGUUUCCCAGUCAAUGGUCUGUGUGUUGGGGAAAACACAACAGACACGGAGCCGACAAAGAAACCGCCGACAUCAAGCGGUGGUACAGGAAGUACCGGCGACAGUGGCGAGGUAGGAAACACUGUGAUCUUACCGGAUUCGAACUCUGGCAGCACGGACGUAGCUGUGACCAACGACCUCAGCAUCCAGUGCCCCGUGGGGUUGGAGGUGCCCAAAGGUUUCGACUACCGCCUCAAGAUCGGUAAUCACGUGGAGCGUGAUUGCGGCGCUCCGUGUUUCAACAUGUUCUUCAAUGACAAGGAGCGAAAAUUUGCUCGCUGGUGGAUAGGCAUUUGGUCCUGCAUCUGCCUGGCAUCGACUUUGUUCACUGUUCUCACCUUUAUGAUCGACAUGCAACGUUUUCGAUACCCGGAGCGCCCUAUCAUCUUCCUCUCUGGCUGCUAUUUCAUGGUAGCCUUGGCCUAUGUCGUCGGCUUUGCUCUUCGGGAAAAGAUUUCGUGUAACGACCCUUUCGAGCCACAGACUCCUGGAGUGACCAAGGACCAGAUGCUGCAAGUCGUGACCCAAGGCACCAAGAAGGAAGGUUGCACCAUCUUGUUCAUGAUGUUGUAUUUCUUCAGCAUGGCCUCAUCCAUCUGGUGGGUCAUCCUCACGCUCACUUGGUUCUUGGCAGCUGGCAUGAAAUGGGGCCACGAGGCUAUUGAAGCCAACUCCCAGUACUUUCACCUGGCCGCCUGGGCUGUGCCGGCCAUUAAGACCAUCGCCAUCCUGGCCAUGGGACAGGUUGAUGGUGAUGUCCUCUCAGGGGUAUGCUACACCGGCAUCUUUGAUGAGGAUGCACUGCGCGGAUUUGUCCUUGCACCAUUGGUCGUCUACCUCAUUAUUGGCACAUCCUUCCUCCUGGCUGGAUUUGUCUCCUUGUUCCGCAUUCGUACCAUCAUGAAGAGUGAUGGCACUAAGACUGACAAGCUAGAGAAGCUGAUGGUUCGCAUUGGAAUUUUUUCAGUGCUGUACACAGUACCAGCAACCAUUGUCAUAGCCUGCUACUUCUAUGAGCAGGCCUUCAGAUCCAAGUGGACUGUCACUUGGCUGAACACAAACUGCAACAACUUUGGCAUGCCCUGUCCAACCUCAGAAAAGUUGGAGUCCAAACCUUGGCCCGCCUUUAACGUGUUCAUGAUCAAGUACCUCAUGACUGUCAUCGUGGGGAUCACAUCAGGGGUAUGGAUCUGGACUGGCAAGACCUUCUUGUCAUGGAAGACCUUCUCUCGCAGAAUCUUCUCUCGUAGGAAUAACGAGUCUGUUGUGUGAAGGCUGUUGAACAUCCCAUCCAAGAAGACAGACUAGUUUCUUCAUUGACAAAGAAUGGUCAGCUAUUAUGAAAAAUGAAGACCAGUCAGAGCCAUUCUUUAUUAUCCUGCAUACCAAAAAAAAAAAUUUAAACCACAUGUCUACAGGCUUGGUUGGUCACUGUGGGGCAACUAAAAGUGGUCACUGUUUAACGUGUAAAAAUUGACCAUCAUCUAUCUAAUCAUGAUCAUCAAGCUUUUGCCUACCAUGAUGUGGAUCGAGUUUUGUCCAGCACUCCGUUCAGUUUUGUGUUCACAUUCAGAUGGAAGGCUAAGGUGAAAGGCAUUUUAUCUCGUGGAAAGAGAUAUUGGCUUUAUGGGAGAAGGAUCAUGUCCAGGCUGACUCAGAAAGGCCAGGCAGGAUAGAGAUGUUUUAAUCCACAGUGCCCACGCACAGGGUCAGAGCUACGGAAGUUUUCAGACAGGGAGCAUAUGCCUGUGAUGGUGUAGUAUCUGAGCAAAGAAUGAGGAGCUGUUUCACAGUGCUGUGUAGUGCUGGGUUGUGCCAUUGUGAUGACAAGUUGAUUGGGGGUGGUGGGGUAGCAUGAACAUUGCAGUCAUCACUUGUGUGCUAAUAAUAGAAAGGGGGCUGCCAGUGUCAGUGCAUUCUGACAAUGCUUCUUGCCGACAAGAUCUGGGAUUUGGUUAUCUGAGAGCAAUGAACAUGCUUUGGAAUUCGCUUGUGUGAUACUUUUGUGGCACCACAAAUUGCAAGCUUGUUUCAAGUUGGAGCAGAAUCAGCAAAAAGCGGCAUGAAAUAGGCCGGUUAGGGAAAAAAAUCAGAUUUUGGUUUUAGUCUUGUGUGUCACUCUUCUUAAUAAUUACAGACAUUGAGUUGUGCAUAUAUUCUAUUAACAUUUAGUUCUGGACCACUUUUUUUUUUUAUACAAACUACCACCGCAUUUAUUUGUCCACCAAACUGACAACAGACUGUGUGGAUUAAGAUUUAAAUCGUCACUCCUGAACACCAUGAUGAUGUGUUCUUCAUUUUAUUGCAUUAUUCUUUAACUGUCUUCAGCUACAGGAAUGUCAUUUUAUUUCUCCAAAACCAUCAGUAUUUAUUUCCAUGACUUUUGGAACACAGGUCACAAAGGGCCAGCAUGAAGAGUGAGGAGAAAAGAAAAUGUGUGCUCUUGAAUAAGAUGGUAGUCAUUUCUGCAGAAUGGCCCUUGGAUUUCUUUGAAUUUUUUUUUAAGGGGAGGGGGUGACAUUCAAAAGCACAAACCUUGGAGAAGGCUCGAUGUCUACUUAGGACAACAAUGGCAAACUAGAGAGACUUGAAGAGGGGAAGGUUUGGUUCAGCUGUCCGUAUCUUGGGAAAAAAGAAACUAAAGAAAUUUGUGAAAUAAUACAAUCCAUUUGUUAAAAAAGCUUUAGUGGGUGAAAAGAGUGUUCAUUUUGUGUGCCACGGAUGUAAAGGCUGAUUGAUAAGUGUUGAGUUUAAAUGUUCAUUGAAACUUAAGUUAUUCCUGGCAUUUCAGCUAUUUUACAAAUCAUAAAACAAAGCAACUGUUCUUGCCAGAUUUGGAUAAUUCAUUUACAGUUUAACUCUAAGUGAUUAAUAAAUAAAAUUGUAAUGCAUGUACAAGAUUUAUAUCAUAAGGAUGUACAAAUUGGUGCAAAGGAACAAAUUGGUAAAUAUAUUUUGCAUAUUGUCCUGUUUUUAGAUAAAUGAGAAUUUCUGAUUUGGUCCAAACUAAAGCAGAUGUGUUUUCUAAUGUUUUAUAAUGAAAAAUAUUUUUAAGAAAUCUUAGGACAGACAGUCACAUAUACCCAAUCUGAUUUUUAAAUUUCUUGAAUUCAGUGACAUAGCAAAGACAUCAUCUGUGGUAAAAUUUUAGUAGGGUUGACAGUUUUUGUUUGUUUUAAGGCUUAAUUGUGCUUUUUCUGUUACAACAUAAUUUUCAGCCAUUUUUUAAUGAGCUAAGGAAGACCAAAAACUGCUUUAUUACUAAUGUGACUGUAAUUCUGAGUUUCUUUUUCUUCUUUUCCCAAACGGAAAAGAAUGUUCUUAAAACUUGAUAACUUCCUGCUGUUGGUGUAGGAGUUUUUCCCAUGAGCCUAGUUAACACUAAAUUGUGCAACUGCUCUUGUUUCAUGUAAAAUACAAGAGCUUGUUAUUACAGUCCACCAGUUCAUUGUGAGGGGUGUAUGUUGGUGACAGAAUGCCUAGAUUUGUGAGAGUAUAUGGUUUUCAUCUGGGCAGUGAGGAUUGUGAUAGAGGAUUGUGGAAUGAAUGCUAGAAGUUUGUCAGGAAGAUUGUCAGAUGAAUGUCAAAAGUGCCUGUGUUUAGAAUUAAGAGAGCAAAAAGUAAAUUUAAAGGUGAGAUUGUGUCAGUCAUAAGAAAACAUCGACUGCGAGAGCGAAUUCUGUGACUGUAGAACUGCGUGACUCAUCAGUAUGUUGAACAAGCAGAAAUUCUGUUUUUAUGCUUUGUUUUUGUGUUGUGAAAUAUUUGAUUAUUCUUUUUGUCCAUGUUCUAUUUACUUGUAAGUGAUUAUGUGCAUUCUAGAUGAUGAUGUUCUUUUAGUUGGUAACAUUGGCUUCAUUAAAAUGUCUUGUACAUUCUGA
Molecule: messenger RNA, 5160 nt
Organism: Pomacea canaliculata
Lineage: Eukaryota; Metazoa; Mollusca; Gastropoda; Architaenioglossa; Ampullariidae
Product: frizzled-2-like
Exons: 1
Coding region: 767-2551 (594 amino acids)
Biological process (GO): canonical Wnt signaling pathway; non-canonical Wnt signaling pathway
Cellular component (GO): plasma membrane
Molecular function (GO): Wnt receptor activity; Wnt-protein binding
Source: RefSeq, a predicted model, not a curated record